CAUCGUGUAGAACCAAAAUGGCAGCUGUUGUAUUUUGACGUAUAAAAGCUAGCUACUUUUCUUUUUGUUUCAUUCUUGUUCGUAAAUAAGCAAAACGAGAGACUUUUUUUUUUUUUUUUUUUGGAGGAACCGUAUCUUUACAACCCUCCGUAACACCAGUUGUCCUAGUUUUUAUCUUGAAGACAAUCAGGACGGACACAUAUUUUGUUGAACGAGUUAGACUAUGCAUAUUUAGGUCUAACACUGGCUAGCUUAGCUGGCUCUGGCCGGCUCACAGUAAAGCUGCUGAAAGUGAAACAGCUAACUUGGCUGCGAUGGAGGAGUUGAGCGCAGAUGAGAUUCGCCGAAGGCGAUUGGCACGACUGGCAGGGGGACAGACAUCACAGCCCAGUACCCCUCUCAGCACACCCCUGACAUCCCCACAGAGAGAAACUCCCCCUGGACCCCUCCCUGGACCCUCAGGUGCUGCAUCCCAGCCCCUGCCACCAGCUGCCUCUCAAUCAUUGGGGUUAAAUGUCCACAGUGGUACCCCUGCCACAUCCCCCAUGGGCACUUCUGGGGUGGCAUAUGGUAGUCAGAGCAGUGAGGGUGUGAGCUCCCUCUCCAGCUCCCCCUCCAACAGCCUGGAGACUCAGUCCCAGAGCUUGUCCCGAUCGCAGAGCAUGGACAUUGACACUGCCUCCUGUGAAAAGAGCAUGUCCCAGGUGGAUGUUGACUCAGGGAUCGAGAACAUGGAGGUGGAGGACAGCGAUCGAAGGGAGAAGAGGAACUUGACUGAAAAGGACAUAUCGGCAAACUCGGAUGUCUCAGAAGAACAGGCUCUGCAGCUCAUUUGUAAGAUCCUCCGUGUAUCGUGGAAGGAGCAGGAUAGAGAUGUCAUCUUUCUCCCUUCACUGGCUGCAGAGUUCCACCAGAACCCUAAAGAUGUAUACUCCGACUUCAAAGACCUGAUCGGUCAGAUCCUCAUGGAAGUCUUAAUGAUGUCCACACAGUCUCGUGUCCAAAACCCCUUUGCUAGCUUAACCGCCACCUCUCAGCCAAUUGCAGCAGCCAAAUCCCCCGACCACCGUCUGACACUGGUGCAGCCCUCCAGUCAAGGUGGCAGCCCCAUGGGCCCCAGUGCAGGAUCCUUUGGAGCCAGCUCUCUUUCCAGUCUUGGUGCAUGUGGAGGGUCGAUGUCCUGUGACUCAGCCAGCGACCGCUUCACUAUUGAAACUUGCAAAGAGACAGAGAUGCUGAACUACCUCAUUGAGCGUUUUGACAGUGUUGGCAUGGAGGAGAGAAAAGCCCCCAAGGUAAAGAUGUGUAGCCAACCGAAUGUCAGCCAGCUUCUCAGCAACAUUCGCUCUCAGUGUAUUUCCAAUGUGGCCCUGGUCCUGCAAGGCACACUGACCCAGCCACGGAGUCCUCUUGAGCAGUCUUUGCUUGUACCCUACAUGCUGUGCCGGAACCUUCCUUAUGGCUUCAUUCAAGAGCUGGUGCGCAUUACCCACCAGGAGGAAGAGGUGUUUAGACAGAUCUUCAUCCCCAUCCUGCAUGGACUUGCUCUUGCAGUGAAAGAAUGUUCCUUUGACAGUGACAACUUUAAAUUCCCUCUUAUGGCAUUAGCUGAGCUUUGUGAAAUCAAGUUUGGCAAGACUCACCCAGUUUGUAGUUUGGCAACGACGCUGCCUCUCUGGUGUCCCAAACCUCUGAGCCCUGGCUGUGGAAGAGAGAUCCAGAGACUGUCCUACUUAGGCGCUUUCUUCAGCCUCUCUGUGUUUGCUGAGGAUGAUGCCAAAGUAGGAGACAAGUAUUUCUCUGGGCCAGCUAUCACUAUCGAGAACACACGAGUUGUCAGCCAAUCAUUGCAGCAUUACCUGGAGUCUGCAAGGGGUGACUUGUUUAAAAUUCUUCAUAACAUCCUGCUAAAUGGAGAAACCAGAGAGUCAGCUCUUAAUUACAUGGCAGCUUUAGUCAACUACAAUGUGAAGAAAGCUCAGAUGCAGACGGAUGACAAGCUGGUGUCUGCAGACGGCUUCAUGCUCAACUUCUUAUGGGUGCUGCAACAGCUGAGCAUGAAGAUCAAGCUGGAGACAGUGGACCCCUACUACAUUUUCCAUCCGCGGUGUCGCCUGGUUGUCAGCUCGGAGGAAACUCGUCUGAAAGCCACCAUGGAGGAGCUCAAGUGCUGGAUAACUGAACUGCACGAAGACCCUACUAAGUUCUCAGAGCCCAAGUUCCCUACAGAGUGCUUCUUCUUGACGUUGCACACCCACCACUUGUCCAUCCUACCUGGCUGCAGACGCUACAUUCGCAGGUUGCGAGCCAUACGAGAACUAAAUAGGACUGUAGAGGAGCUGAAGAAUAGUGAAAACCAAUGGAAAGAUUCUCCCCUGGCUAGUAGACACAGAGAGAUGCUCAAGCGAUGCAAAACCCAGCUUAAGAAACUGGUGCGAGCCAAAGCUUGUGCUGACGUGGGCCUUCUGGAUGAAAACCUGCUCCGCAGAUGUCUGCAGUUCUACAGCACUGUCAUUCAGCUCAUUCUCCGCAUGGUGGAUUCUGCCUACCCCAACAUUAUGCUGCCACUGAACCCUGAGAUUCCCAAAAGCUUUGCUGCUCUGCCUGAGUUCUACAUUGAAGAUGUGGCCGAGUUUCUCCUUUUUGUCGUGCAGUACUCCCCCCAGGUUUUAUAUGAGCCCUGUGUACAGGACAUUGUCACCUUCUUGGUGGUGUUCAUCUGCAGCCAGAACUACAUCAGGAACCCCUACCUUAUUGCCAAGUUGGUGGAGGUGCUGUUUGUAACCAACCCUGCUGUACAGCCUCGUACUCAAAGAUUCUCUGAAAUGAUGGAGAACCACCCGUUGUCUAUCAAACAGCUGGUCCCUGCCCUCAUGAAAUUCUACACUGAUGUUGAGCAUACCGGCGCCACCAGCGAGUUCUACGAUAAGUUCACGAUAAGGUACCAUAUCAGCACUAUUUUCAAGAGUCUUUGGCAGAACCUGGCCCACCAUGGCACCUUCAUGGAGGAAUUCAAUUCUGGCAAGCAGUUUGUGCGCUACAUCAACAUGCUGAUAAACGACACCACCUUCUUGUUAGAUGAGAGCCUCGAGUCCCUGAAGCGUAUCCACGAGGUUCAAGAAGAGAUGAAAAACAAAGAGCAAUGGGAACAGCUGCCCAGGGAGCAGCAGCAGAGCCGCCAGUCUCAGCUGACUCAGGAUGAGCGGGUGUCUCGCUCUUAUUUGGCCCUGGCUACAGAGACGGUUGAAAUGUUUCACAUACUCACCAAGCAGGUCCAGAAGCCUUUCCUCAGGCCUGAACUUGGACCUCGUUUAGCUGCCAUGCUGAACUUUAACCUUCAGCAGCUCUGCGGACCUAAGUGUCGCGAUCUGAAGGUGGAGAACCCAGAGAAGUAUGGCUUUGAGCCCAAGAAGCUUCUAGACCAGCUAACUGACAUCUACCUGCAACUAGACUGUGCCCGCUUUGCUAAGGCUAUUGCAGAUGACCAGCGGUCGUACAGCCGCGAGCUCUUUGAAGAGGUGAUAUCAAAGAUGAGGAAGGCUGGUAUUAAGUCCUCAAUUGCCAUUGAGAAAUUCAAGCUGCUUUUGGAGAAGGUGGAGGAAAUAGUCGCCAAGAACUCCCAGUCUGAAAUGGACUACAGUGACGCACCUGACGAGUUCAAAGACCCUCUCAUGGACACACUGAUGACCGACCCUGUGAUUCUGCCUUCGGGGAACAUAAUGGACCGAUCCAUCAUCUUGCGCCACCUCCUCAACUCCCCCACUGAUCCCUUCAACAGGCAGCCGCUCACAGAGAGCAUGCUGGAGUCAGUCCCUGAAUUAAAAGAGAGGAUCCAUACCUGGAUGAGAGAGAAACAAGGCGGACGUCUUGUCUAAGGGCCCUUCUCUACCAGCAUCUGCCCUGCUAACCAUCAUCAAGAGAUUUGUCCAGAACGCCUGAAUUCAGUGUCACUACAACAAAUGACAAGCAACAACAUUUUGAGGGGAAAAAAGGAGACCUGAUUUGAUUUUUAUUCGCAUUUACCCUUUUUGUCUCAAACCAUUAUCAUGGUUCUAAAAACAAAAUAUAAUAAAGUUAAGACUUUUAAGUUUUUCUUUCUCAUGAGUUUGUGUAUAUAUAACAAAAUAUAUACAUAUAUUUAACUAGAGUUGGUAAAUGCAUUAUAAUGCUGCAAGUUUCCACCACCAACGGAUUUACCAGCGAGGUGCAUUCACUUCAUUGAUCAUUUUCCUUAAUGGUUCUCAUUUUGUUUUUUAAUACUGUGUAUGUUCAUCAAACACUUAAAAGGGAGAGGGAAGGGUCAUACAUUUGGGAGAGUGCGGGUGGGUUCGGAUACAUUUAUUAGCCCUAAUUUUAAUUAUCAAGACUGUGAGAAUUAUGAACUUGAGUCCUCGUAAUGUAUGCUGGUGUCCCAGAAGUAACGGAUGCACAGUUUGUGCUCGUAGACUAAGUUCAGACUUGGGAAUAUCCAUUAAGGAUGUAGCUAAAUGUAUAACUAACCUUAAUGUCAGCUUAAUUUUGAGUACAGUAGGAAGAUAAGCAGUGGUUUUCCAGAAUACAGUAUGUUCGGUUGUUCAUUUUAAGUCACAUUUUCCCUGCUGACUUUGAUAGACUGAAUUUACUUCUUGUGUGUGUGUGCAUGGCCUCAAGUGCAGACUCUCCUAAGCGCCUCAUGGACAAAUUCACCCUCUUUAGGCAGAGUGGAAGGAACAUGAGAGAAUGUAGCAUGACCACAAGUAACACCUAUGUAGGAGCACACCAUUAAAAGUUUGCUCUUCAGAAUCACUGACAUCUCACCUCAAAUGGUCUCUUUCAAAUGGCACUGUACCUAACCUGACCUUGCUGACCUUAACUGUACAGGAAAUUAAUCCUUUAUCCCCACACCUGUUUUGGAAGCUAGGAUUUUGAACUGAAAUAAAUGAUGAUGCACAUUA
Molecule: messenger RNA, 4934 nt
Organism: Labrus bergylta (ballan wrasse)
Lineage: Eukaryota; Metazoa; Chordata; Actinopteri; Labriformes; Labridae
Source: RefSeq, a predicted model, not a curated record